AUGCAACACGGGUACGUUUUUCAAAAACGUUUUAUUGCAGCUCGUUACGAUGAAAUUGAUCAAAUAAUAUCGUUUCAACCCAACGCAUUGAGUGCAUUAAGAGCCGAAGCAUUUAUGACUAAACCUGAACAUUUUACUACAAAGACGAAAGAUCCAUUGAAUCAAUUAGAACGUCGAAGAGUACAGAACUUGUUGUUGGACGAUCAAAAUCUUUUGAUUGAUCGAAAAAGUUAG
Messenger RNA from Didymodactylos carnosus, 234 nucleotides. NCBI's taxonomy places the organism in Eukaryota, Metazoa, Rotifera, Eurotatoria, Philodinida, Philodinidae. The record is from the annotation of a GenBank genome assembly.